CUUUGCUGAUCAUCCCUUCCGCUAAAACUUCCGUGUUUAGUAUAUUGCUGGUUCACUCUGUUGAAGAGCAUCUAAGAUUUUCCUUCACUGACAUCUUCACGCCUUCUUGACGGUAUGGACACUUUAAUUUCUUACCGAUUAGAGUGUAAUUAGCUCUCAGUCCUUAACUGAACUUUUAUGUAAUUAAUGAUGUAAAUGUAGCUGAAAUGUCUUGAAACCGUGCGGAAAUGUCCUCUUGAAAAAGGUUAGGGGUCUAUGCAAAAUUCAGCUGAUUCUCGAAUUAUUGGCGAUCAGAGCAUCUUGCAUUUUCCCGUCGGGGUCUCCGGAAGUGAAAAUAUCCUCGAAUCACGAACUUGUCAAUGAACUUUUUUCUAAGGUUGAUAAAUAAGCCUUCAUUCAGGUCACAGUGCCCAAGCGGGUUAUUGGGCAUCAGCCGAAGGAAAACGCACUCUAGAGAGUGAAAACGCGGAACAUUUGUCACAUAAACUCUGUUCCGAUCAAAGCUACUUAAGGCUCUGCAGUUAUCUAUCUAUCCUCACUGGCUGGAUUUUUGGUGUUGUUUAUUGGAGCCAGUGUAUUUGAUUUCCGGAUUUUUCAGACUGGGAUGUGGUCCUUCCCUGUGUCUUGGAGUCGUGCACAAAGUACACGGAAAGUAGCUAUAUUGACUGUCCUGAUCAUGUUUCCUCCACACCUUAAGAAUUGAAGCUUUUAAGCUUGUUUUUUUGUUGUUUGUUUUUUAAAAUAUAAAUGCAAAAGAUGUAUUAAUCAAUAUGCUAAAACAGAAUUUUCUCAGUCAAGGUUGAGUAAGUGUUUUGUUUCUUUUAUGAGGCUACCAGAGGAUUUAUUCCGCUACUGGUUCGCGAAUCGUCGAGACUUCAAUGGUGACAGAUUAUACUUUAGAUGCAUUUCCCAAUAAGGUUUUGUGUACAGAUAGGAAACAGCUCCUCCCUUUAAUCCAUUUGAAUCGGAUUCCUAUGAUUUCCAUCUCUCCCCCAACAUGUAUAAGCAAGCCGGCCCAUACAAAUUCGAAGAAAACUGAAUAAUUUUGACUAAAUUAUCUGUUGAUUGAUCGAUCAACAGAUUUGAAGGGCAAAAGACUGAUGUGAUCUUCAGUUUGGCAUUAAACAUACAAUAAAUUACAGUUAUUGAAUCUCGUGAUAACAAUUUAUGCAGAAAUGAUGCGUUUACAAGAGUAAUCUGUCAUUAAAGUUCAUCAUUCUGGACUGAUCUCUGCCGUCUCUUCUCAGACGUCAAUUCGCGGGGAAUCCAGCGGCGCCGUCAGCUGUUCGUAGAGUUGGCAUAACAGACAGUGACAGGGGCGGUGUCCACCGACCUGCGGCUUUCUAAUUAACACUGUGCAGUCGCUUCACAGUCAUAAAAACGCUGUAUCGUUUGAUAAAAGCAGUUCACAUUAGACAAAAAAAAUUGUCUUUAUGUCUAAGAAAAAUGGACCCAUCAUCGAAAAAGAGAGACAAAAACUGCACCAUCGUUGACUGCACCUGUGCGUAGUGUUUUGUCAUAGCAGUUCGCGCAAACCAAUUAAAGAGAUUCAUUUAAAAGGCACUGCCAUUUGAAGUCGUCACAGUCAAUGAAAUCACGGCUAACCGCUCUCAGAAUUAAUCAAGACCAAGAAAAUAAAUAAAAGCAGAAUUCAGGAGCGUAGCGUCCAUGUACGCACAUACGCCUGUGCGUUCAUGUACAGCUAAAAUGAAGAAAAAAAAUGUUUCCAUUUUCGGAAAAAAAUUUUUUUUUAAUCGUUAAUCGGAAUGACUGGUACAUUUUUCGCGCUAUUUUGGUGUCUUUGUGUUACCUUUUCCUUAUCCUUUUAUUAUUCCAUAAUUCUGAAGGGGUCAAUGGCCUUUUUUUCCGGUAAGCACUGUACCUUACCGACAACACUAGAGAUGACUGAAAUAAACAACCAACUACUGCAUUUUCCUACGUAUUACAAGUAGACUAAUGUGCUGAAAAUGUACUGCGGAAAAACGCUGGAAAUGGCAUUUCGGAUACCCUAAAUUUAAAAAUUUUCUGGGGGAGCACACAAACGUGCCUCAAAAAAUAACGAAAGCAAGAAUAUGUUUAACCAAUAUAACAGAUCACUUACCCGUUUUCUAUGCAGUGGCAAACCGGCUUCCUUUAUGCCAAGAAACAAAACAUUUCAAGAGAUUUUUCUCACUUUCAUAAGGAUUCAUUUUAAGUGACCUUGAGGCUAUAGACCUUGGCACGGUUUUCGACGUCAUCUUGACGAGUAGGCAAACGUGUGAUCGCAGCGAUCGCAGCGAUCGUAUGGAAACCAGGCUUUAAGUAGAAACAGUUGCGUUAGGGAAUACAAUUGGAAGAAGCUAGUUGACACUAAUUAGAUAUUGUUUUAUUGAGAGGAAUAACAUGAUAUGAGUAGAAAUAUAUUUCGGCAGUUUCAAUUGAUAAUGUUCGGCUAUCAACUUUGACAUUACAUGAAGCAUAAUUUAAGGUGGCUCGACUGGAUUUUUUGGGGGGGAUACCUCCCACGUUUGAGCAUUAACUACGUCGGCAUGAGUAAAGAUAUGGAAAAAAGGUUACCACAACUGUGUUAUAUAAUGAUGAAAAUUUCUCAUGAUCUAGGUUUUAUUGCAGUCGGAGUCGCCAUGGCAACGUAAUGACGCCAUUACGCUUUUUAUUUAUCUUUGUGUUUCUCUGUACCAGGAGUUUUUUGAAGAAAUCGCUUAAGGGAGUAUGUACCUGCCAUAAUUGCCUCCAUUAUGGCAAAGUUUCAACAAAUUCUAUGAGAGCCUUUUCGAAAUAUUUUGAAACGCAGUUUUAACAAUCAUAAAAACAAUCAAAUGGCAUGCUAUCCUCACAAUUCGCUAAUAUUUUAAGAAAAUGAUAAGCUUUGGAAACGCAGCUUCAUCCCAUAGUGGUUUGAUUCCAUUGAAAAUUGCAUACAAAAAAAGAGGCGAAUUGCUCUCAGCAAUCGCGAGUAAGAAGAAUUUUAUUAACUUGCAUUCAGCUGCUUUUGAUACAGGUUUUAGAUGUAAUUUGGUCCAUGCCUACAAAUUUUGCAUUUUUCAAAAAACGGCUCGAUAAAUUUUUUUUAUAAAUUCGACAAUCUCGAGAUCAAUUGUCAAUAAAUAUUCCCUGCAAGUUUCAAAAACAUUGAAAACAAGGAAGGCUUUUAAGUAGGGCCUCAAAUAUAACCAAUUUUUCCCCCAGAUUUUGUGUUUACAAGUGAGCGUCCUCAUUAUUCACUGGCAUUGUUUUCAAGUUUCAUAUACACGUGCACAUUUAGCAAAAAGAUAGAAUUUGCAUUUGUGAGGAUAGCAUGCUAUUUGAUUGUUUUUAUGAUUGUUAAAACUGCUUUUCAAAAUAUUUCGAAAAGGCUCAUGGCAGGUACAUACUCCCUUAAGCGAUUUCUUCAAAAAACUCCUGGUACAGAGAAACACAAAGAUAAAUAAAAAGCGUAAUGGCGUCAUUACGUUGCCAUGGCGACUCCGAUUGCAAUAAAACCCAGAUCAUAAGAAAUUUUCAUCAUUAUAUAAUACAGUUGUGGUAACCUUUUUCCGAUUUCCUCAUGCCGACGUAGUUAAUGCUCAAACGUGGGAGGUAUCCUCCCAAAAAAAUCCAAUCGAGCCACCUUAAUUGCUGAUGUUUUAAAGCCGAGGUGAUUUCUUAAAAUCGUUUGAGAAAAUUUUCUAGCAAACAAUUUACGUUUUUUUAAGUACGAAUUGUAAAAGGGCCAAAGUCCAACACCUUCACAUGCUAAUUUUUUACAAACAGGUAAUCCUGGGCCGAGUUGUCCAAAGCCGAGUUAAGAUAACCCAGGGUUAGUGCCAGAUUUGAAUUCAGAUUUGAAAGCUUGAAAAGAAUUUCAGUUUUAAUUGUUUUUGUCUAUAAGUUGAUGAUUGAAAGCUCUAAAUAUAACAGAAAAAAAUUAUCCGAGAAAAUGCUUUUGAACACAAGAAAGAGAAACCCGGGUUAAGCGCUAAUAGGCCUUCGAACAACUGGGCCCCCCUGUUUACUAGAUUACUAUGUGAUAACUCGAAUUCCCUCACGUACGAACCACGAAAGGGGCAAAGUCCGACACGUUCAUGUGCAAACUGUGUGAUUCUACAUCUCAUGCAGACUGGCUGCCUGGCAUUUUUAACUCUUAGGUUAUUUCGGGCAGCCAGCGCCCCUAUCAUCGUCUGUACUAUUGUUAUAAAUUUUUAUUUCUUGUAUAUUAUGGGGUGAAAUAAAGUGUGUUGUUGUUGUUGUUGGCUUUUCACAGUAAUAAUAGUAACUUGACCGUAUGAAGACAUCUUUAGUUUUGUAACUAGUGCCUAAGCAAAGGCUCUUUUCUUUUAAGAAGCAAUAAAAUUAAUUGCCCCGAGCAGACCCCCCUAGCCGGAUUGGGCUGUCUUCGGCGCAACAACUUUUCUUCCCCGCGGCGUACACAAGCCUCACGCUACGCCCCUGAUUCAUACAAUCAACUGAAAAUACACAACUUUCUUUGAAUCUAAAGAUGACUUCGGCACAAGUUGUCACUUCACACUCCUGACAAUUAUGUAUCCUGGCAAACAUUUUACUGACUAAUAAAUUUCUAUUUCACUUUUAAACUAAAACUGAACAACAAAUUAUCUCUAUUUUUCAGACUGUAGUUGAUCAAAUCGCAUCGGAAAAUGGCAGCACUUGUCGGAGAAAGGGUCGGAAUAAGAGAUAUUUCACGAGAAGUUUCGGUACCACAGAAUCCAAAAGCCAAACUGAUGUACUACCUCAACUGUGUGGCCACGGUUAUUCAGUUAGACGAUCCUGCUUUGAGCAGGUUAAGGAACUACCAGAGUUACUACUUGCUGAGCGAUCAAGAAACUGACGCUCUGUUGGCACUCGUAAUACUCCUCAGCCCAGAUAAGCUGAUAGGCAAGGUGUUUUUCCCGAGUGAAGACUGUGGGGGACGUACUAACCAAUUCUUGGAGCUGAGUGCCGUGUCGCAUAUGCUGGCAGUUGCAAAUAACAUCGUCAUUGGGGGAGAAAGGAAGAGAGUUGGCAAAAUAAUGUUCUUUAAGAGAUCGUGGAUGGAAAACAACUACCUUACACCCAUCAUGUCGUUUCAAGAUCGACUGCAAAGGAUGGCGCGAGGGCUGCCGGGAAGAGCACCCACUCCGCGUAGAGCACCCACUCCGCGUACAGCCCCCACUCCGCGUACAGCCCCACCUCCGUCCAGCCCACGAGCUACCUCUCAAGGCUGUUGUUGCAGUAUUUUGUAACUUUUUAAAAGAAGUUUCGUGUGCAAGUCCUUAGUGACUCAAAGUAGACUAA
Molecule: messenger RNA, 5268 nt
Organism: Porites lobata
Lineage: Eukaryota; Metazoa; Cnidaria; Anthozoa; Scleractinia; Poritidae
Source: the annotation of a GenBank genome assembly